AUGGGCGCGUCCACGAGCGCGAUGCCCGCGCCGUGCGGCCGUCCCCCCGUCACCGCGAACCCGACGACCGCGAAGCUCACGCCGCGAGACGCGAGCGCCUUGAGAGACCUCUACGGACACGACGACGAGCUCUUCCAGCUCAUGUGCGGCGCGGAGCUCCUGCGCGACUGCGCGAAGAACGUCAGGGACGACGCCGCGGCGUACUUCCACGCGAUGUCGGCGUCGUGCGCGGCGGAGCGGAAGUUCGGGGAGAAGCUCCAGAGCGUCGCGGAUACCCCCAACGUCAGCGGCGUGGCCGCGCACCUCGCCGCGGCCGCGCGCGCGGACGACGCCGAGGGCGAGACGUCGCCGUUUCCGCGCGGCGCCGCGGGCGGCGGCGGCUCGGACCCGCGACUCCGCGCCGCGCUUCAGGUGAGCGCGUCCGUCGGCGAGCUCGCGCGCGCGGAGGUGGACGCGUCGGCUGCGCACGACGCGUUCGUGGAGACGUUCUUGGAGAAGAUGAAGGACGUCGCGGCGAGGGUGGAGAAGGCGCACAACACGAAGCUGGAGACCGCCGCGCUCGCGCACGAGAAGGCGUUCCGGCAGGUCAAGCCCCCCGAGCACCGGCUCGAACAUCUCAUGAACCUCGACGACGAGCAGCGCGAGUCCCCGGAGUGUCAAAAGAAAAUCGACGUCGCCGAGGUGGAGCUCGAGAAGCGAAAGGCGCAGGUGGCCGCCACGUCCAAGAUGCUCAAGAUCAGAGCGCGAUUAUUCCUGGACACGUACACGCCGUACGUCCGAGACGCGAUCAGCGCGUUCGCGGUCGCGCAGCACGACGCGCACGCCGCGAUGGCGCGCGCGAUCGGCCGGAGCGUCGGCGGCGGCGGCGGCGGCGUGGACGCUGCGCGACGCGAGUGCGCGUGGUUUCUCGACGCGGAGCCCGGGGCGGCGACGCCGAAGGUUCCGGUUCCGUCGGCGGUGGGCGAGGGCGGCGAGGGCGAGAUCGUCGCCGCGGCGGCGGCGUGA
Messenger RNA from Micromonas pusilla CCMP1545, 1005 nucleotides. RefSeq lists its product as uncharacterized. The record is from RefSeq and is a predicted model, not a curated record. The transcript is spliced from 2 exons. The coding region runs from base 1 to 1005 and encodes 334 amino acids. NCBI's taxonomy places the organism in Eukaryota, Viridiplantae, Chlorophyta, Mamiellophyceae, Mamiellales, Mamiellaceae.